This is a messenger RNA of Egretta garzetta (little egret), 1035 nucleotides long. It is a transcript of the gene EDA2R, whose product is annotated as ectodysplasin A2 receptor. Gene Ontology annotation, biological process: positive regulation of canonical NF-kappaB signal transduction; positive regulation of JNK cascade. Gene Ontology annotation, cellular component: plasma membrane. The record is from RefSeq and is a predicted model, not a curated record. Lineage: Eukaryota; Metazoa; Chordata; Aves; Pelecaniformes; Ardeidae. The transcript is spliced from 8 exons. Gene Ontology annotation, molecular function: signaling receptor activity; protein binding. The annotation marks the transcript as partial.
GACUGCGGCGACGGCGGCGGGGGGGACGCGCAGUGCGUCGCCUGCCCCCCCAGGAAGUUCAAGGACAGCUGGGGGCAUCACAGCUGCAAGCCCUGCCUGUCCUGCACCCUCAUCAACCGCGUCCAGAAGUCCAACUGCACAGCGACAGCCAACGCUGUCUGCGGGGAAUGCCUGCCGGGGGUGGCUGAGCCCUGGAAGGCUGUAGACCACUACAGUUGGUGGCCCCCAAAGAGGAGGACAGACUGUGCCUCGGGUCAGUCCAGAACAAACCUGGUGAAGGUCGCGGUCCCAACCGUACCGCCGCAGGACACGGCCCUUCUGGCCCUGACCAGCAGCGCCCUGGUCAUCAUCGUACUGGUGCUUCUGGCACUCUCCAUCAUCUACUGCAAGCGGUUUUGGAAGAGCCAGUGCCAGCGAGUCUUCCUGAGGACUCAGAACUUCUCGGGCCAGCGAGCAAUGUUCCCGACGGCGGCGGCGCCUGGCAGAUUCCUGUGCGAGGAGCAGAUGUCUGGUCCCUGCUGCCUGGGUGUGAAGAACCUGAGCCCCUGCUACAGGCAGGCAGAAGGCCCCGUGGAAGCGGUGCAGUUCAUUUCAGACGGGGAAGCCGUGGGCCUCCAGCUCCCCUCUCUCCAGCCAGAGAUGGACUUUUUGCUGGGAGGCUGGGAGCAUCCCGAGGGGGUCGUUGGCUCGGUGGGUGAUGCCCAGAGCCUCGUCACUCAGAUCAGCAGCACGGCGAAGGGUCUGCCGGUGGCAGAGCUGCCCCACUCCUUGGUGCAGUCGCUUGCCUUCCUGCUGGACCCCUCCUUGAACGGCGUGAAGAACUUCAGCCACGUGGCGCUGGAGCUGGGGGUCGCGCCCCAGCUGCUGGGACGGAUAUCUGGAUUUGAGCAGCUCGUCGCCCACUUCGCCUACGCGGGACACGUGGUCACCAUCCCGCUCCUGGCCCAGGCUCUGCAGCGGCUCCAGCGGUUCGAUGCCCUGCUCCUGCUCUGCGACCACUUUGUGCUCAGCCGGGCUCAGGGCCGCCAGCACUAG